Messenger RNA from Physcomitrium patens, 2029 nucleotides. RefSeq lists its product as uncharacterized. The record is from RefSeq and is a predicted model, not a curated record. Gene Ontology annotation, cellular component: cytoplasm; plasma membrane. Gene Ontology annotation, molecular function: calcium-dependent phospholipid binding; calcium ion binding; phosphatidylserine binding. Lineage: Eukaryota; Viridiplantae; Streptophyta; Bryopsida; Funariales; Funariaceae.
GUAGCGUGUGAGGGCGGGCGAGGGUGAGGGAGACUUGAAUUGGCCGCAAUUGUUGCCGUCCUUCGAAGCUGCGAAAUGUCGCCCUCGAACUGACCCAUUCACGCUGUGCCACCACCACACCACACGGAUUCCGCUUCUUCCAGCACACUACGGGACUCGCGCGGAUUGGUCACCUGCUGGCGCAAUUUCCAUACCGGUCUAUGUGUUUGUGCUUGGGGGUGUUGCAGACAUAUGUCUCUCAUUCUCUCAGUCUUCAAUUUCCACCACGACGGCGGCGACCACGACGACGUUCUUAUUGUCCUUGAAAGCCCUUUGUGCUGAACUGCAGUUUGUGAGGAAACGCUCGCUUGGGUCUUGUAGUUGUUCUUGCAGGUUGUUGUGUUCUUUGCUACAUAGUUUGGACUGGUUGUAGUUUGUGGGUCUUUGCGCACGGCGAGGUUUUUCGUCGGUUUGGAUCCGUCGAGUUGUGAGAGGCGUGAAUUUCUGAACGGGUAGUUCCUUGGAUUAUUAAUUUUUAAGUUUACUCGAAGAGUACUGAGCACAGUUGAAAGAAACAAUGUCUACGAUUACGGUACCGCCGUAUCUUUCUAUGUCGGACGAUGUUCAUGCUCUUCAUCGAGCAUUUAGAGGGUUUGGCUGUGACGAGAAGAGGGUUAUUCAGAUUCUUGCUCACAGAACUCAACCUCAGCGUGAUGCUAUAGCUGAUGCAUACCAACGUCAAUAUGGAGAAAGCAUUCAUAAACGCUUGAAAAGUGAACUUCACGGAAAACUUGAGAAAGCGGUGCUUUUAUGGAUGAUGACCCCUGCACAACGGGAUGCAACAUUGGUGAACGAGUCAAUGAAUGGGCUGGGUACUACAGAUCACGCUUUGGUUGGCAUUAUCUGCACACGGACACCAUCGCAGCACUAUGCAAUUAGUCAAGCUUAUAAUGCGAUGUUCCGCCACACGUUAGAGCGUAAAAUUGAUGGCGAUACUUCGGGAAACUAUAGAAAGCUCUUGUUAGCACUUUUAAGAGGAAAUCGCUCCGAAACACUUGCUGUGGACCCCAACUUUGCCUUAGCGGAUGCACACGCCUUAUACCAGGCAGGUGAAGCUCGACUGGGUACAGAUGAAGACACUUUCAUUCAUAUUUUGACAACCCGCAGCCCGGCUCAGUUGAAUAUGACGUUGCAAUAUUAUCGACAGAUAUAUGGCCGUGAUUUUGAGAAGUCUAUUAAGAGGGAGACAUCGGGACAUUUUGAAGACGCACUUCUGGCUGUUGUUCAAUGCACUUGUUACCCUGCUCGAUACUUCGCUCAAGAACUGUAUUCAUCAAUGAAAGGCUUGGGCACGAAGGAUCGGGACUUAAUACGAAUUAUUACAACACGAGCUGAGAUUGAUAUGUACUACAUUAAACAGGAGUUUCAAAUCAUGUAUGGGACAACACUUGAAUAUAUGAUCGCGGGUGACACUUCCGGGGAUUACAGAUAUUUCCUUCUCUCGCUCGUUGGAGGGGCGUAAUCUUGUGACAAAGGUUCAAAACACAUGCACAUUCAUGUUUCUUAUCAUAUUGGGUCGAUGAGGUUUUUUCAUUCAAAUGUUUUGAAGGCUUCCGUAGUGAAGUUAGAAUCGAGCUAUCAUCAACACCUAUUUGAGCUGGCUUCCAAGAAGUUCCGAGGAACUUGAGUUGAUUAAAUAGUCACAUGGAAAGCUGGACUAGACUAUCAAGGCUCCAGGCUUCCUCAGGGUUGAUAAAGCCUGCAUCGGCUUGAACACGAAUCGCACCACCAACAGUAAUAUUGGUGUCAAGCUGCAAAGUACAAUUUUAGAUUUUUGUACACGAAGUGUAGAAAGCAGAUACUGAGUUGAGCAGAAGAUGUGAGAUUUCUUAUUCUAAAAAUGAGAAUUACAAUACAGGUAGAUACAGGUGUACAUAUUGUACAUGGUUUUAAGGUCCCUAGUGUUUAAUAGAAGAAGUUUUCAAGGAAAUUUCAUUUUAUUUUUUGAUGACUUAAUAUUUAUCAGACAUGGUUAAUGCUUCCCAUCCCA